AUGGUACCUCUAUCGCCUCUUAUCAACAAUAUAAUGCGCUUAAGAGGUGAAAUCUUGUGCUGCAUCUGGCUGUGUUUGUUACAACUAUCACUAGGAGCUGUAAGGCACUACAAGUUUGAUGUGGAGUACAUGUAUGGUGAACCUGAUUGCCAAGAACACGUUGUGAUGGGAAUCAAUGGCCAAUUUCCUGGCCCAACCAUCAGAGCUGAAGCUGGAGACACCCUUCAUGUUAUUCUCACAAAUAAACUCUCCACAGAAGGAACAGUUAUUCACUGGCAUGGAAUUAGACAGUAUGGAACGCCUUGGGCAGAUGGAACAGCUUCCGUUUCUCAGUGUGCUAUAGCCCCUGGAGAAACUUUUCAUUACAGAUUCAAAGUUGAAAGGGCAGGUACUUACUUCUACCAUGGACACUAUGGUAUGCAGAGAACAGCAGGGUUGUAUGGUUCUCUGAUAGUGGAUUUAGCAGAGGGAAAGAAAGAGGCAUUCCAUUAUGAUGGUGAGUUCAACCUUUUGCUGAGUGAUUGGUGGCACAAAACCAUACAUCAACAAGAAGUUGGUCUCUCUUCCAUUCCAUUCAGAUGGAUUAAUGAACCUCAGUCACUGCUUAUUAAUGGAAGAGGACAAUACAAUUGUUCCUUGGCGGCUAAUCUUGUCAAAACCACCUUGCCCCAAUGCAAGUUCAGAGGCAAUGAACAAUGUGCACCCCACAUUUUUCAUGUUCAUCCAAACAAGACCUACAGAAUCAGGAUUGCUAGUACAACCUCCUUAGCAUCUCUCAACUUGGCCAUUGGGGACCACAAAUUGGUGGUGGUGGAAGCUGAUGGAAACUACGUGCAACCAUUUACGGUUGAUGACAUAGACAUAUAUUCUGGUGAAACCUAUUCGGUCCUCCUCACAACAAAUCAAGAUCCAAAGAAGAACUACUGGAUUUCAAUUGGUGUUAGAGGAAGAAAACCCAACACCCCGCAGGGGCUAACUAUCCUAAACUACAAAACAAUAUCUGCCUCAGUUUUUCCCACUUCUCCACCACCAAUCACUCCUCAAUGGAAUGAUUACAAUCGUAGCAAGGCAUUCACUUACAAAGUUCUUGCUCUGGAGGGAACCGAGAAACCUCCUCAACACUAUGAUCGUAGGAUUCUCCUUCUCAACACCCAAAACCUUGUUGGUGGAUUCACUAGAUGGGCCAUCAACAAUGUCUCCUUGGCAUUGCCAUCAACUCCUUACCUAGGCUCUAUUAAGUUUAAUGUCAAUGCUGCCUUUGACACAAAAAGCCCCCCAGACACUUUCUCAGAGGAUUAUGACAUCUACAACCCUCCCUCCAACAAUAAUUCAAACAUUGGUAGUGGGGUUUACACGCUUCAGUUCAACCAAGUGGUUGAUGUGAUACUCCAAAAUGCUAAUGUACUGAGUGGGAAAAAUAGUGAGAUUCACUCUUGGCAUUUGCAUGGGCAUGACUUUUGGGUUUUGGGGUAUGGAGAUGGGAAGUUUGAACAGGGUGAUGAGAGGAAAUUCAACUUGAAGAACCCACCAUUGAGGAACACUGCAGUGAUAUUCCCUUAUGGUUGGACUGCUUUGAGGUUCAAGGCAGAUAAUCCUGGAGUUUGGGCCUUCCAUUGUCACAUUGAGCCUCAUUUGUACAUGGGAAUGGGUGUGAUUUUUGCUGAGGCUGUUCAAAAUGUUAAGCGUAUACCUAGGGAGGCUCUAGCAUGUGGCCUUCUCAGGAAGGUGUUCAUCAAUAAGAAACACGGUUAG
Sphenostylis stenocarpa is the source of this 1752-nucleotide messenger RNA. The record is from the annotation of a GenBank genome assembly. Lineage: Eukaryota; Viridiplantae; Streptophyta; Magnoliopsida; Fabales; Fabaceae.